AUCAAGGGCUUUAAAAUUUGGGUGUGUGUGUAUAAGAGACAAGAUAGUGCAAAGUUCUUAGAAGUUAGAUCAGAUUUGAAGUUUAGGAUACAGGACAAAGUUUUACAAUGUUUUCGUGGUUACAUAGAAACGAGGACCGUAUGAAACAUCCAGAAAUUUUCGAAAAUGUCGUCGAAGGCUUGAAGAAAGUAUACAAGACUAAAGUUUUACCAUUGGAGGAAACUUACCUUUUUCAUGAUUUUCAUUCACCGCUUCUUGAUGAACCUGAUUUCGAUGCUAAGCCAAUGGUUUUACUAGUCGGGCAGUAUUCCACUGGAAAAACCACAUUCAUUAGAUACUUGCUGGAAAAGGACUUCCCAGGUAUACGUAUUGGCCCAGAACCUACCACAGAUAGGUUUAUUGCAGUUAUGUACGGGGAACAAGAAGGUAUUGUUCCUGGAAAUGCAUUGGUUGUAGAUCCUAAAAAACAAUUCAGACCACUUUCAAAAUUUGGAAAUGCCUUCUUGAACCGAUUCCAGUGUUCUAUGUUGAAGUCUGACGUUUUGAAAAGUAUGACAAUUGUUGAUACUCCUGGUAUUUUGUCUGGAGAAAAACAACGAGUUGAUAGAGGCUAUGACUUUACAGGUGUUUUAGAAUGGUUUGCUGAAAGGGUAGAUAGAAUUAUUCUUCUGUUUGAUGCUCAUAAAUUAGAUAUCUCUGAUGAAUUUCGAAGAAGCAUUGAAGCUUUGAGGGGCCAUGAUGAUAAAAUAAGAAUCGUGUUAAACAAAGCCGAUAUGAUAGAUCAUCAGCAGCUUAUGAGAGUUUAUGGUGCUUUAAUGUGGUCUUUAGGAAAAGUUUUACAAACCCCAGAAGUUGCAAGAGUUUACAUUGGAUCUUUUUGGGACCAGCCACUAAAGUAUGAUGUCAACAGAAAGUUGUUUGAAGCAGAAGAACAAGAUCUUUUUCAAGACAUCCAAAAUUUACCGAGAAAUGCAGCUCUUAGAAAAUUGAAUGAUUUAAUUAAGAGAGCUCGACUUGCUAAGGUACAUGCCAACAUAAUCGGCAUCAUCCGCAGAGAAAUGCCUUCUGUCUUUGGCAAGGAGAGUAAAAAGAAAGAACUAAUAAAAAACUUGAGUAAUAUUUAUAUAGAAAUCCAACGAGAUCAUCAGAUUCCUCCAGGGGAUUUUCCUGAUCUAAAGGACAUGCAGGAGAAAUUACUCCAUCAUGAUUUCACUAAGUUUCAUCAAAUUAAGCCAAAACUGCUAGAAACAGUGGAUAGAAUGUUAGCUGAAGACAUUGCAAGGUUAAUGAGCAUGAUUCCUCAUGAGCAGAUUCAAAACACCAAAGAUAAUAAUGUCACUGGAGGAGCUUUUGAAGGUGUGGCAGAGCAAAGUCCAUUUGGUUAUGGACGUGGUGAGGGCAUAGAUGCUGGCUCUUUAGAACCAGACUGGAUUGUUUCAAAGGAAAGAUUUAAGUAUGAUGAAGUGUUUGAUAGUUUGAAUCCUGUGGAUGGAAAGAUAUCUGGAGCAAGUGCCAAGGCAGAAAUGGUCAAAUCUAAACUUCCCAACACUGUGCUAGGGAAGAUCUGGAAACUGUCUGACCUAGAUAAGGAUGGAAUGUUAGAUUCAGAUGAGUUUGCAUUAGCCAUGCAUUUGAUAAGUGUAAAACUUCAAGGUCAUGACCUUCCAACAGAACUGCCUAAACAUCUUAUUCCUCCUGGAAAACGAGGCUUUGUAGCUUGACUUACACGGCAUAGAUAGUUGGCCAACCUUGUGCAAUGCUGAACUUCUUUAGUGCCAGGAAUGAUUUAUUUUGGGACCCAAAAGUAUAUGUAGUGUGGGGGUUAUUGCACUAUGAUAAUGUCAUUUCAGGUUUUGUACAUUGACUUUCAUUCCAGAUACCAAAGCAUAGAAUAAAUGUUGAAUUAUUGAAUCAUAUAAUUACCUGCACAUAUUGUUUAAGGUUAUGUUCAGGAGAUUCUAAGUUAAUUUUUAAAAUUUUAAUUCAUUAUUAUUCUUUAUUCAUCAUUAAAUGUAUUUCAUGUAAGCCUAAUUUUCGUUGGAAUGUAUAGAAUAAAAGCAAAUAAUGUCAGUGAUAUUGUGCAGUAAGGACAUCAGUUUUAGUGUAAAUUAAGAUACAUUAAUGUCUUAUUGAAAUAUAUGCACUUAUUGUGCUUGAAGCUCUAGCCAUUACAGUGAUUACUAGAUUAUUCUGAACUUUUUUUUUUGGAAUUUUUUGUUUCUUUAAUUUUAUUGAGUUAAUUAAAUCCAGAUUAAAAAACUGGAAUGAAUGACUAUUUGGAGCAAAGUAUUAAAUGUAUUACAGUUGUUAAUAAACUACCUUAUAUAUUUGA
Limulus polyphemus (Atlantic horseshoe crab) is the source of this 2332-nucleotide messenger RNA. RefSeq names its product EH domain-containing protein 3-like. Gene Ontology annotation, biological process: endocytosis; endosomal transport. Gene Ontology annotation, cellular component: plasma membrane; cytoplasm. The transcript is spliced from 2 exons. Gene Ontology annotation, molecular function: calcium ion binding; protein binding; GTP binding. Bases 108 to 1721 code for a protein of 537 amino acids. Lineage: Eukaryota; Metazoa; Arthropoda; Merostomata; Xiphosura; Limulidae. The record is from RefSeq and is a predicted model, not a curated record.